Rosa rugosa (rugosa rose) is the source of this 955-nucleotide messenger RNA. RefSeq lists its product as uncharacterized. The transcript has 2 exons. Bases 90 to 599 code for a protein of 169 amino acids. The record is from RefSeq and is a predicted model, not a curated record. Lineage: Eukaryota; Viridiplantae; Streptophyta; Magnoliopsida; Rosales; Rosaceae.
AAAUCAGUUGAGGUUCCUUGAUUGGCCUGGAUUUCCAUCACAAUCUUUGCCAUCCGACUUCAAUCCACAAAAAACUUAUCAAGCUCAAUAUGCCAAACAGUCACAUCUCACGACUUGGGCAAGGAUUCAAGAAUUUACAAAAUUUAAAAUCUCUAAGUUUUGAAAGUUGCAAAUUCCUAAUAGAGGUCCCUGACUUGUCUGGAAUGUUCCCAAACUUGGAUAUGUUGAAUUUAAGUUUCUGUACAGAAAUUGUGGGACGGAUGGAAUCCUUAACAACCAUGAAAGUUGGUCAAACUGCCAUAAAAGAAUUGCCUUCAUCAAUUGGAUCAUCUUUAAUCUUCAAUCUUUGUCUUUAUUCUCAUGCGAAAACCUUACAAAUCUUCCACUCAGCAUUUAUGAGUUGCAAGAGCUACGGAGUCUUGGACUCACAGGUUGCCCAAAAUUGGUGCUACCUCCAUUUCCGAAGAAGGUGGAAUACUGUAAAGUGCCAACUCCAACGUCCAGCUCAAAGAUUUCACAUUACGGCAAGGCAACUUCAUCAGAAAGAAAAAGUCAUUGUGACCGUCGUGGUGGUGAUGAUGAUGAUCAAGGUAAUUUAGCGUUUCCUUCACUACGUUACUUCCUUGUGGGAGGAUGCUAUACUUCGGACCGUGAUUUUAUUGUGAGGCUGGGUUGUGCCUCCACCUUAACAGUGCUUGAUUUUCCAGAAAGCAAUUUUGUUAGUCUUCCCACUGGCCUUACCAAAUUUAUCAACUUGGAGAAGCUUUACUUGAAUGGGUGCAAGAGGCUUCAAGAAGUUUCGGAGCUUCCACCAAAGUUGGAACUGUUAGAUGUGAGAGACUACGUAUCAUUGGAAAGAAUUUCAGAGUUAUCAAACAUUUUGAAAUAUCAAGAAUCGCAAAUGUUUGAGUGGUUGGACUUGACCAAUUGCUGGAGACUGCGUGACAAUCUGAUU